This is a messenger RNA of [Torrubiella] hemipterigena, 339 nucleotides long. Lineage: Eukaryota; Fungi; Ascomycota; Sordariomycetes; Hypocreales; Clavicipitaceae. The record is from the annotation of a GenBank genome assembly.
AUGGAUCACGAACAUAAGGAUUCUCAGUUCCCAUUCUCUUGUGACAUCAAUAACCCAACAAGACACGACGACUGGGACGCCAUGAAAUAUCACCACAUCUACAGAGACCUAUGGGAGCGGAAACUUCCUCAGGAAAAGUUUAUCGGCUGUACGAGAAACAGUUUUGACUAUCUAGAGUUGCAAGCCUGGGCAGAAAGCAUCAUUAAUCACCCAGGCCCUUCGUAUGAUGUCAUACCAACGAGCUUCGAAGAGAACCCAUAUGGGGUCAAGGUCAAGAAGAGUCGCGAUGCAGCCGACCAAAACAGUGACCAUGAAGAAGAAUAUAUACCUUUGCCAUAG